UCUGUACUGCCACUCAAGUACUCAACUCAACUGAGCAAGAUUAGUAAGCUGCUAAGCAGACGACACACCGUGAAGAUGAAGAUGAAGAUGAAGAUGAAGAAGAAGUUGAGUGCGGUCUUCUUCUUCUUCUUCCUUUUCGGGGUGCUGGCGGGGGCGAUCCGCUUCUCUGCGGCAGAAUACAACGGGACGGGCGGGCUGAGCCGCGCGAGCUUCCCGGAGGGGUUCGUCUUCGGCACGGCGUCGUCGGCGUACCAGGUCGAAGGGAUGGCCCUCAAGGCUGGGAGGGGACCUAGCAUUUGGGACGCAUUUGUUAAGAUCCCAGGUAAUAUUCCGAAUAAUGCUACUGCCGAUGUCACAACCGACGAGUAUCAUCGCUAUAAGGAAGAUGUAGACAUAAUGAAGGAGAUGGGCUUUGAUGCAUACCGCUUCUCAAUCUCCUGGUCCCGCAUUUUCCCAGAGGGGGUUGGGAAGGUCAAUUGGGAGGGUGUAGCAUACUACAAUAGGCUUAUCGACUACAUGAUCAAGCAAGGCAUCACUCCGUAUGCGAAUCUCUACCACUAUGAUCUCCCAUUGGCGCUUCAUGAGGAGUAUCUUGGCUGGUUAAACCCGAAGAUAGUGCCUGCAUUCGCGGACUAUGCCGACUUUUGCUUCAAGACAUUUGGGGAUAGAGUGAAAAACUGGUUCACAAUGAAUGAGCCGAGGUGCGUGGCGGCUCUUGGGUAUGAUAACGGUUUGCAUGCCCCGGGAAGGUGUACUGGUUGUAAAGCAGGGGGAAACUCAAGUACAGAGCCCUACACUGUGGCCCAUCAUCUCAUCUUAUCUCAUGCUGCUGCGGUGAAGCGAUAUCGUGAGAAGUAUCAGGCUUCUCAAAAGGGAAAGAUUGGAAUACUCUUGGACUUUGUAUGGUAUGAGCCUCAUACUUACUCUGCAGAGGACAAAGCAGCCGCUCAAAGAGCCAGAGACUUCCAUCUUGGAUGGUUCCUUCACCCGAUUGUGUAUGGUCACUAUCCAAACACAAUGCAAGAGAUUGUCAAGGACAGGUUGCCCAAGUUCACUGCUAAGGAGGUUAAGAUUGUUAAAGGUUCGUUCGAUUACGUGGGCAUCAAUCAGUACACCGCUUACUAUAUGGGGGACCAAAAACCGACCAGUGGUAUGGAAGUCAGCUACUCAAAUGACUGGCAUGUUAAUUAUAUUUAUGAUCGUAAUGGUGUGGAAAUCGGAAAACUGGCAAAUUCAUAUUGGCUUUACAUUGUUCCAUGGGGAAUAUACAAAGCUGUGACUUACGUUAAGGAGGCAUAUAACAGCCCAACAAUCAUUCUUGCUGAAAAUGGAAUGGACCAAGCUGGUAACGUGACUCUUCCUCACGCAUUGGAGGACACAACAAGGAUCAACUACUACAGGAGCUACUUGACCGAACUACGCAGUGCGAUGGAGCAGGGCGCCAAUGUGAUCGGCUACUUUGCGUGGUCCCUGCUCGAUAAUUUCGAGUGGAGGUUGGGGUACACAUCGAGGUUCGGCCUAGUCUACGUUGACUACAACACGCUCAAGCGAUACCCCAAGAACUCGGCUUACUGGUUCAAGAGCAUCAUUCAAAAGGAGGGGCAUUGAAGUUUAUUGAUUGGAUUUUAGGUUUUCACGUGGUCUCAGUGUCUUAUUUAUUAUUUAUCAGUAAGCUUUAAAUAGCUCAAUUUCCUCCCAAUUUGGCUAUCUAUAGUUCAGUAGCCAUUUGAGACCUUUAGUUCAAUUAGUUUCUCUUUUCCCUUUAAAAAUACUGAAUCAGUUGUAGAAAUCCCUUUUCUUUGUGUGCCUUUAUAUUUAGAGGGUCUCUGUUUACAGUCUCCCUUUUUUUCAAUAA
Ananas comosus (pineapple) is the source of this 1855-nucleotide messenger RNA. Its product is annotated as beta-glucosidase 26-like. The coding region runs from base 76 to 1608 and encodes 510 amino acids. Gene Ontology annotation, molecular function: beta-glucosidase activity. NCBI's taxonomy places the organism in Eukaryota, Viridiplantae, Streptophyta, Magnoliopsida, Poales, Bromeliaceae. The transcript is spliced from 11 exons. The record is from RefSeq and is a predicted model, not a curated record. Gene Ontology annotation, biological process: carbohydrate metabolic process.